Molecule: messenger RNA, 1392 nt
Organism: Maudiozyma barnettii
Lineage: Eukaryota; Fungi; Ascomycota; Saccharomycetes; Saccharomycetales; Saccharomycetaceae
Gene: GCD10
Product: tRNA 1-methyladenosine methyltransferase subunit GCD10
Exons: 1
Coding region: 1-1392 (463 amino acids)
Biological process (GO): tRNA methylation
Cellular component (GO): tRNA (m1A) methyltransferase complex; nucleus
Source: RefSeq, a predicted model, not a curated record
AUGACCACACAAGGAAUAGAUCCGCUAAGGAGAAUAACGUGUGAUCAACAUGUUAUACUUACGUUACCGUCUGAAAAAUGUAAGAUUGUUGAAUUAAAAGCUAAUACAGCAGUGUCUUUAGGUAAAUUCGGGGCAUUUAAUGUGAAUGAUAUUAUAGGAUAUCCGCUGGGUACUAAAUUUGAGAUUUUUUAUGAUAAUGAAACUCAAGAAACUGUAGAUCAUGACAAGAAAACUAAAGAUCCAAAGAAAAAAGAGAGUAAAAUUAAUGUCGGGAAGAUUAGAGUUUCUGAUGAUCUUAUUAAGAGAGAUGAAGGAUUAACCAAUGUUGGUAAUAGCGAAAAUAAUAAGGACUUAAUAAAUUUGGGCAGUGACAUCCAAAAGAUGACAUCAGAUGAUAUUGAAGCCUUGAAGAAACAAUCUACCUCAGGUAAUGAAAUUAUUUCCAGAAUCAUUGAAUCUCAUGGUACAUUUGAUAAGAAGACGAUUUAUUCCCAAGAAAAAUAUUUAAAGAGAAAGAAACAAAAAUUUGACAAACAAUUUACCGUUAAUUACUUGAGUAGCAAUUUGUUAUUACAAUAUUUAAUAGAUAAAAACGACAUCCAAAGAAUUAUGGACAUGUCUGAAGAAUCAAUCGGUAUGUUGUUGAAUCUUGCAAAUAUAAGAUCUAACGGUACAUAUUUAUGCAUGGAUGAAACUGGGGGUUUGUUAAUAUACUUUAUGCUAGAGAGGAUGUUUGGUGGAGAUGAAAAUACAGGUAGUACCGGUAAGAUUGUUGUUGUUCAUGAAAAUGAGCAUCCAAAUCUAGACCUAUUAAAAUAUUCUAAUUAUUCUGAAAAAUUUAUAUCAGAACAUAUUAUCACUAUAUCCAUUCUGGAUUAUUUUGAACCAAGAACAGUAGAAGAAGUCGAACAAGAAUUCAAGCCAUUAGGUAGAGAAGAAGUGUUCGCAUUGAAAAGUGGUGCAAAAAAUACAUAUUUUAGGAAAUUAAAAUGGCACAAGAUUCAUUUACAACAAAUUGAUAUUGCAACAAAAUGGAGCUUUGAUAGUCUUGUAGUCGCUACAACAUUACAUUUGCCAUCAUUGCUUCCUAAGUUAGGGGAAAGGGUACAUGGUUCAAGACCUAUUGUCUGUUAUAGUCAGUUCAAGGAAAUUCUACUUGAACUUUCCCAUACUCUGUAUGAUGACCUGAAUUACUUGGCUCCUACAAUCAUUGAAACAAAAUGUAGACCAUAUCAAUCAAUAAGAGGAAGAUUACAUCCUUUAAUGACUAUGAAAGGUGGCGGUGGGUAUUUGAUGUGGUGUCACAAAGUUAUUCCUGCUCCAGAACCUGAAAUGAUAUCGGUAGAACCUAAAGCAACAGAGACAGAAGGUGUCCAAAUAGAGAAGCAAUAA